CGGCUCCAUCGGUUCCGUUCAGUCGCACAAUGAAAGCCGCAGUGUUCAGAUUGUGGUUCUGGCUGGGACUUGGGUUGCUCCUGGCCAACCUGGCCAACCUGGUUUCGGCCAAGCGGUACCUGCGCUGCGAGCUGGCCCGCAAACUCCUCGAUCAGCAUGGCUUCGAACGGAGUCUGCUCUCCAAUUGGAUCUGCCUACUGGAGCACGAGAGCGAUCUGGACACCACUAGGAUCUCAGCGAAUCCCAACGGAACCCGCAACUACGGCUUGUUCCAGAUCAACAGCAGCUUCUGCCAGGAGGAAAGGCGCGGCGGCACUUGCAAUGUCAAGUGCGAAGACCUGCUGGACGAAUCCCUGAGGGAAUCGGCGACUUGUGCCAAGCGCAUCCAGACUUCGAAUGGCUUUAGGCACUGGAAUGGCUGGCAGCGCUACUGCCGUAACCCUCAAAAUCUGCCUAAUCUCAAGGUUAUCUGUGGUAUUUAGAAAGUAACAAGUACUGUGCAACUUUUUAUUCGUUGGAUUUCGCAAACACUUGAAAGCAAGUACUCUCCCCUUUGAAAUAAAAUGACUUUUGGCUGUUCUAUAAAAUCGUACUGAAAAAAAUGUGGAUAAAUUGAGCAUAAAAAACGUU
Drosophila ficusphila is the source of this 630-nucleotide messenger RNA. RefSeq names its product lysozyme. The coding region runs from base 30 to 482 and encodes 150 amino acids. NCBI's taxonomy places the organism in Eukaryota, Metazoa, Arthropoda, Insecta, Diptera, Drosophilidae. The record is from RefSeq and is a predicted model, not a curated record. The transcript is spliced from 3 exons.